CUUCUACAAGACCCCAGCAAUCAAUUUCCCUUCCCCCCUUUAUUUUCUCUAAUUGCCCACAUCUUUCUUCAAAGAAUCUAUUCCAAAACCCAACAUUCUCAUCUCUUUCCAAGAAUUUGGGGGGUGAAAAAUCAUGUCAACGAUUGCAAUGCAGAGUUUGGAAACAGAACCGGAGUUAAACAGCAAUGUCGUGUCGAUCAACGUCGGCGGCCAGAUUUUCCAAACCACCAAGCAGACCCUAACACAAGCCGGCCCUAAAUCCCUCCUUUCUCAAAUUGCGGGAACGGGUUCAGACCGGUUCGUCGACCGAGACCCGGAUCAUUUUUCCCUCCUCCUCUCCCUCCUCCGUAGCGGUGCCCUCCCUUCAAAGUCAAAUUUCGACCUCCGUGACCUCAUCGAAGAAUCCAGAUUCUAUGGCCUCGAGUCCCUCUUGACCAGCUCUUUGAGCAACCCUUCUCAGUUUGACGGUUUUGCCCUCCAAAAGUCGUCCGUAUUGCCCUUAAACGGCAGGGACUGCCCUUCCGCGAUCGCCUCGACGCCGUUUGGGUCCUUGCAUGUAUCCCACGGUAGCAAGAUCACGUCAUUCGAUUGGUCGCGGACGAGAAAGUCAACGAUUCUGACCCAAUUCACAGCCGUCGAUUCCUUACUCGCUUUAUCCCCGGAUAUCGUGGCGGCCGGGGCGACAGACUUUUCGGGGCUUCAGAUUCUCGACCUCCAUGGAGAAUGCGUCAAACAAGUUCUCAACUGGGAGAAUUCGACCCGGUCUGGCUCCACGGUUCAAGCCAUCGGUUCAUCAGGCGAAUUCUUGUUUACCAGCUUUGAAUCCAGUAGGAGAAACUCCAAUUCUAUCCUGGUUUAUGAUUUGAAUACUUUGAACCCUGUUACUGAGAUCGGGCAUAACGAGAUUUUCGGGGCUGAUCUUGAUUCAGCCAUCCCUGCUACAAAGCUGAAAUGGGUUUCGAGUUAUGGAUUACUUAUGGCAUCCGGGUCACAUAGCGGGUUAUCGGGUGUGACAGGGAAUAUUAGGUUUUGGGAUAUAAGGUCUGGUAAUGUGGUCUUUGAUUUGAAGGAGAAAGUUGAUUGCUUUGCCGAUGUUUGUGUUUCGGAUAAUUUGAAUGUGCUCUUCAAGGUUGGAGUGAAUUCCGGGGAGGUUUUUAAUGCGGAUUUGAGGCGUUUAGGGAGUGUGAAUAAUGAUGCAGAUGAUAAUAGUAAUCCAUGGAUUUGUCUUGGGGAUAGAAGGAAGGUUGUUAAUGGGAAGAAAGAAGGGUUUGGAUGCAAAAUAGAGAGCCAUGGAAAUCAAGUGUUUUGCAGUAAAGGAUGGGCUAUAGAGUUGUGGUCAGAGGUCGCGAUGGGUUCAGAUAAGACCAGUGAGGGUCAAUUAAAGGGAAGGGUUUUUAGGAAGAAUUUGAUGGGUAGAGUGAAGGAUACCGGAGGCUUGAGGAUAACCAACUUGGCAUUUGGUGGAAACAAGAUGUUUGUGACUCGUAAGGAUCAGCAAGCCGUUGAGAUUUGGCAGGGUUCGACGACGAGGGGGUUUUGAUCAACCUAGAAUCCAGUAAGCUAUUUCUUAAAUUUUAAUGUAUUGUUUGAUAGCUGCUGUAACUAGGACAUGAACACAAGAAAAAUUGUUUGUAGUUGCAGAUUUGGUUCUUGGUGAUUGAAUUCGUAUUAGAUUUCAUGGGAAGAUGCAGGCCUUUGUUGUUUAGUCUAUUAAUGCCCCAUCCAAGAUGUGGUAAUUGC
Messenger RNA from Hibiscus syriacus, 1740 nucleotides. RefSeq names its product BTB/POZ domain-containing protein At5g41330-like. Lineage: Eukaryota; Viridiplantae; Streptophyta; Magnoliopsida; Malvales; Malvaceae. The record is from RefSeq and is a predicted model, not a curated record. Gene Ontology annotation, molecular function: protein binding. Gene Ontology annotation, biological process: protein homooligomerization.